AUGUUACCCAGUAACCUAGCUGGAAGCUAUCGCCGCUACAAGGAAGACACCAAUGUAUUUGCGACAUGGUUGUUGAAUACUGCAGAGACUUGUGGAUACAAUCUGGGAUAUGUUGACGAAACUCCCAAGCCGCAGUUAGCGCAACCAAGCACUAGACUCAAGGGGAAGGCAAGAAAAGAAGCAAAGAAAGCUGCAGCCAAUUCGGCAACAAUUGAACAAACUAACCUGAGGUAUAUCUCGACGAAAGAGAUGUUGCUGCAGGCAGAAAUUAUUGCAAAACACAAGCGGCCGCCCGUGGAAAUGCCAAAGAAUAUUCGUAACACCUUGGAGCGUGCGAUAAGGGCACGAACACGCUGUGCCAAUUGGUUUCGUAACACCGAGACGGACCAGCACACCGAUAAAUCCAACCGCACACAUGCGUAUUUUAUCUCAAUACUUGAGAAGGCACUUGAUACACUCGAGCCUUGUACUAGAAAAGAAAAAGAUGCUGGCUCUAGUUCUGAUUCUCAAAUACGAGGCAGCAAUACAGCUCAUAGCACAAACAUCUAUGGCAUGCUGGAGGUUGAAGAUGUUGGUGCGGAAACCCCCAAUGUCACGGUUGAUGACAUCAUCACUGCAUCUAAACCUAACGCAAAGAGACAUCUGAACAUAUGUGAGAUGGAAAUCGAGGAUAAGAUAGACUUAGAAUUUGUCGUCUUUUGCUUCUUCGAGGAUUUACAGCGCAUACAGGAGUUCUUGAAAGAGACAUGGAAAUUAGUUAUGAAGGAAGAGCUGGACGCCAUAACUGCUUCUCUCGUGUCUAACCUGGCUUUCAGUCUUGCUCGUCAGAUUGAAGAUGAGCUUACCUCAAGCUACCCAGAAUUCUUCGGUGUUAUUCCAUCUUAUGUUAAGAUUGCGGGAAUCCUACAUGAAGUCAACUUCGCCAAAGACAAGCUGGAUCAACAAGACAACAAGUCGAAGAGAUCUACUUCCGACGAGUUUGUGUACUACUCCAUCUUUCGUAUUCUAUCCAAGUAUCUUCAAUACGGACACACUCAAAGUGACGGUGCACAGUGUGUCAUACCUAUCAGCACUCUUUUAUCUGCAAAUGCUUUGGUCUACGAACAAACGGGUCGGCACAUUAUGCCAGCCACAGCCUCCGCCAUUGAUGACUGGGAGAAUGAGGACCGAUUGCUUUCUCAGAUUUUACUCGAUGUCACGAACAAGACAUUUCUGAAGUAUCAUCAUGAGAUACACUUCAGCGAAGAAGUAAAAGAGCAGAGACGUAUCGCUGAACGAAUCAUCUCAUCACCAUUUGAAGAUGAGUUCACGAAAGGUCUGAUGUCCACCAAUAAAACCGGCAAUAUUAGAGUCUCUAUCGUAUUUGGAGCUAGAGCUCUUAUGGAUAUUUCGAAGAUUCUGGGCGAUGGCGCUGGUAAGUCUUACGAAAGCUUGCGCCUAAAGGCAUCUAUUGCGUCAAAGGCUUUAGGGAUCCGCUUCGACGCUUCAACCGAGCAUGGUUUUCAGAAUAGUCUCAAAGAACUGAAUGGAGAUUGGAUCACACCGGAAAUAACGCAACGAGCAAUCAAUCUUUCCCAGUUGAUUCAACAAACUGUCAAGGAAAACGCCUUCGUUGUCAUAAAACAUAGGCACUUGCGAGACACGGCGAACAACAUUCCAGAGCAUCACCCUCUCUUUAGAGAGUUCAAACAGCUACAGCCUGAAACCAUCUGGCCUUCAAAAGAUCGAGCAUUCUACUACAACUAUAACCCGACUUACUGUGGGCUCGAAUGGCUUAGAAUUGCCAUCCGAAUGGAAAAGGAAGGUGUUGAUCUUUGCAACACGUUUACAUCAUUUUUUGCGGUUGCACAUCUUUACAACGCGCUAAAACAAGAUGGUCUUGUUGAGAGUAACUGGGCCGUAUUGGAUGGGGCAGUCGAAUCUCAAUUGAAGCAUCUCUUCAAUGACAUCCUACCUACCACGCAUAAGCAAAUAAUCAGUCGGUUUAUCAUGAAGUUGGGUGUUCCAGCUAGCGCAUUUGCACCAAAUUGUCGCUCAGCUUCAAGCGCAAAGAACUUAGGCGUCAACUUUGUGAAGGGUACAGAAAACAUGCUCAAGACUACCGAAUUUUCUGGCGCCUUGAUGAGCUACCUCGAGAACCCAGUUGCUGCUGAUACUCUACUCAUACAAGCUCAAAAGCAUGGCCGCAAGAACGAUGACAACAAGAAAGCCAAGGCUCGUCAGGGAACCCCUCUUGAGAUCCUUACAGAGAUGAGGAUUUGGUUACCGCAGAUCAUUGCCAGAGUCGAAAUACCGUAUAUCAAGCUUACACGCCAAUGCAGCCUGUUACUAUUACGUAUUCGGGAAGCUUUAAACGAGGAACUUGGGAUAGACAACAAGAAUGGUCUUGUCGACUGUGCUGAAGCAAACCCGAAAGAGAAUGUUCUGACGGUAUUGCAGAUUCUGGGCGAGGCUUACGGGAUAGAACUCUGGUCGGAAAAUGCACGCCGCAAUAUACUUGACAACACAUCUAUACAGCUAGAAACACCUCAAUUGCUUAUAGCCGCUCGAGUUACACGAGAAUUCCUUGUAGAGAUUGUAAAAGAGGAACCUAUCAAAGCGUUUGACGUUCCCGAGGCGUUGCAACUGAAACGUGAGUUGAACCAAAAAGGACAAGAGCUGCAGAGGAGAUAUAUGGCAGGCGAUCAGAGUGCAGAAGUUAUCGACGGAUUGAGAAGGGCAUUUUCGGAAGCUUCAAUAUAG
This is a messenger RNA of Botrytis deweyae, 2742 nucleotides long. RefSeq lists its product as uncharacterized. The transcript is spliced from 2 exons. Bases 1 to 2742 code for a protein of 913 amino acids. The record is from RefSeq and is a predicted model, not a curated record. NCBI's taxonomy places the organism in Eukaryota, Fungi, Ascomycota, Leotiomycetes, Helotiales, Sclerotiniaceae.